GCAGAAUACGGCACACCGUUGUUCGUCUUUUCGGAAUCACGCAUCGAACACAAUAUUGCGCGUCUGCAAAAGGCUGAAUCCGUCAUUGAUGCCGAAUUAAAGGUUUGUUAUGCCGCGAAAGCCAACUCUUUGAUGGCAAUUUUGCGGACGGUAAAGGAUGCAGGGUGCGAUCUGGAAGUAAAUUCGGGCGGCGAACUCUGGAAGGCUUUAAAGGUCGGCUUUACGGGCGAACAACUCAUUUUCAACGGCACGAGCAAAGAAGUUUGGGAGCUUGAACUUGCCAUAAACUCUAACAUUUAUGCGAUUCAAGUCGAUUCG
Molecule: messenger RNA, 318 nt
Organism: Lymnaea stagnalis (great pond snail)
Lineage: Eukaryota; Metazoa; Mollusca; Gastropoda; Lymnaeidae
Source: the annotation of a GenBank genome assembly